AAGGGGUGGGGCCGCUGCUCUAGGAGGGCAGAAGUAGACAGUAAGGGAAGGCCUGCCUUCUCUGUGACGUUUGAGAAUGUGCCAGAGGUAUCCAGUGAGCCUGGGCAGUACCGGCACACUACAGCAAUGCCAUGAGAGGAAAGCCUCUACAAGAGUCUCUUCGAGAGGUUCCAGGAGAGUUCAACAAUGGGACUUUUAAGCAGCCGAGUCUUGAGAUGCAGUGAUUCCAGUCCUGUAGAGGCAGAGCAGCCAGAAGCCAUUGCGGGUCCCAGUUUCCUGUCAGGCAGUCGCAAGCGCAAACAGAGAAGUUGGGACUGUUCCGGACCGGCACCCAGCUCUAACAUCCAUGGAUCUCAGAACCAAAAUCUACAGCAAGUCUUUGGCAUCGUCUGCAGGAAAAAAGUGAAGCUCUCAUCUAAGCGUGCUUACCAAUCUUUAUUUUUGGAUGGGCAAGACAGCGAUAUCAAAAUCCGUGCUCUUGGGAAAACAUGGCCUUUACACAAAGUAUUUUUAUGUCAGUCAGGCUACUUUGCUAAUAUGCUCAAAGGUUCUUGGAAAGAAUCGCACAAUGAUAUUAUUGAACUGGAGAUUAAGAACGAGGACAUAGAUGUGAGAUCCUUGUACUUUGUGUUUGGUUCCUUGUACAGGGACGAGGUCCUGCCAAUCAAGCCCCUCCACGUUCCUCAUGUUUUGGCCGCAGCAAGCCUGCUUCAGGUAGAGCAGGUAGUUCAGCAAUGUAAGGAGACCAUGAUAAGAAGCAUUAACAUGAAAAACGUGUGUUCGUUCUAUACAGCAGCAGAAACCUAUCGACUGAAUUCUGUAAAGACCCAGUGCUUUGAAUGGCUGCUUUGUCAUUUGAUGACAUACCCGAAUGUUGGACUUUACAAAAAAAUUGACAUAAAGCUCAUGUACCUUCUUGUGUCUUCAUCAGACCUGCUGGUGAUGCAAAGGGAAAUUGAUAUAUACACCACACUCAAAGAGUGGAUAUUCCUUUAUCUUAAUCCUCACUGGAAAGGUUCAGUGGAACAGCUUUUAGCUAAUGCCAACAGCUGGCUUUCCAAGCACAUGGAAGGAAGGAAGAGCAUCACUUUUCUUGAAAGUGAAGAAGGACUAAUAUUUCAACCAGUGUUUAAAAAACUGAGGUUUCAGCAUACCAUCUGUGACCUAGCUUCCACAACUGUUCUUGAACGAGAUCGUCUAAUACCUUUAGAAUGGUUGUCACCUAUUUAUAAACAACAAUGGCUGACUUUGCUCCACUCCCAACAACACAAGGAAAUUGGUCCACGAAUCAUCAAUGAAAAAGAACUUGAAGGAUGUAGCAUGAGAUGUGGUACAAAGAUCAGCAGAGAUGGUAAAUACUCCUGGAAGUGGUCACAUUGCAAAUUUAGCUUUCCUUUACAUAUCAUCUUUACCAACCGUUAUAUCAUUUUUAAGCAAAACCGACAACCGUGUGAUGGUUCUGCCUGUUUAAAACAGAUACGGAAUGUAGUAUUCAGAAUGACUUUGGUGUAUUUUGACUCCAAUGGGAAACUAACUUUCAGUAGAACAACUGGUUAUAAAACCAUUACUUUCAAAAAUAACGAGGAACAAAUUGCAAUGAAGUUAGAUGGCAUAAUUUUAAACUUCCCUUUAUAUGUAUUCUGCAACUUCCUGUUUAUAUCAUUAGCAAAUACAGAAAACAUGUGAUCUGUCAAUUAUUAGAACAUAUGAACAGUUUGAAAACACUGAGUGGCUCAUUUAAUUUGAAGGCUCUGUUGUGAACACAGUUAAGGUGACCGAUAACAAAAUGAAAAUCCUUAGGAGUCUAGUACCACCACAAAUGACUGCGUGUCUUCACUUGAUGUCUGUACAUUUAUGAAGAGAACUUUCACUUCCAACAAAUUUGUUUGAAAACCUUUCACUUUCCAACAAAGCAAAUGAAAAGAAGCUAGUCUUUUAAUUUUCAUUCACCAUCAACGAUCAAGCUUUGAAUGGAAAUAAGAGACUAUAUUUGCAAGGAAAAACAUCUAAAUGAACUUGUUAUGUAGCUUUGACCCUAACCAUUUGAGGCUAAAUAAAAGAAAAUUCUCUCCACUGCUGAAA
Messenger RNA from Peromyscus leucopus (white-footed mouse), 2082 nucleotides. Its product is annotated as germ cell-less protein-like 2. NCBI's taxonomy places the organism in Eukaryota, Metazoa, Chordata, Mammalia, Rodentia, Cricetidae. The transcript has a single exon. The record is from RefSeq and is a predicted model, not a curated record. The coding region runs from base 187 to 1686 and encodes 499 amino acids. Gene Ontology annotation, molecular function: protein binding. Gene Ontology annotation, biological process: germ cell development.